AGUACUUGUAUGGGCUGCUACAACUUAUACGUUUUUGAGAAAAUCGAAAUAGAAGGAACGAACACUGCUUACCCGCAACCCACAAUAAAUAGUUAAAAAACUCAGUGAAGGAAUUUUUGGAUUUCCAGUCACUUAGCUUACAACAUCAGGAUAUAUGAUAAUUUAAUCGAUUCAUAAUAACUACACUUUUAAAGAAAAUAUGUUUGCCUGUUCGGAGAAAAAAGUAAAGCGAAGAUUUUCCUUCUUUGAGAAGUACCAGCAGCAGUCUUCUUUUAAGGGUGAGGCGGGAGAAAGGAAAGAGUGAUUGGUAAAGAGCGCUUGGUAGGGAAGGGGGAAGGAGAACGGAAUACGCACCCAUAGAAGUCUCCUUUUUAGGGAUGGGGCGAGCGAAAGGGAAGAGUGAAAGGCUAAGAGGUUGCGGGGGAAGGAUAAAGGAAUACGCAGAAAUUUCUGCUUUCACAGAACACAUGUAUCCCCACUAGCAGAUAUAAGGAAGACAUUCCAAAAUAUUUCUGAAUUUAUAAGUGUAAUUUCUUCCUUCCGUCCUUCCUGCAGUUAGUUUAAUCAUAAAUGAAAUGUUUAACUCUUUUACAAAAACUUCUCAAUAUAUCAAUGAACUAUUGAGCCCCUUUUUUUUUUUUAAAUCGCACUCAUGCUCUUACUUUGUGUCCAUUGUCUAAAGAGCUAAAAAUAUUCAUGGAUAACGUUCAAACAAAUGUAUUUGUUGACUGUUGUUAAUCAUAAAAUGAAAGUAUCAAAAAAGACACCAAUAAAUGCACUUGAAAAAAAAAAAAAGAAUUACUAAGCACACGUACACUUACUCAACUAUCAAGCCCCCCGCAAGGCACAGUGUAUUUAUAUAUUUAAUUUAGUAUGUGAGCACAUUUGGGGCUAUGAAGAAGCGAACAAAACUAAAUAAAUUGAAAUUUGCUAAGUGAGAGCACGAAGAGAUUGACGUGUGGUAAAUGAGCGGAAAGAGAAAACAAAGAAAUCGGUACUAGUACCGAUUAAGCAAACACUUACAUAAAUUCUCUCUCUUUCCCUUCAUUAGUAAAAGUUAAACUAAUCAGCGGAAUAAGCCAAGUGAUCAUAUUUAGUGAGCGAAAUUUCCGCAAUUCAAUAAGUUAGGGUUUUACGUUGAAUAUUGUUCGGUAAUAUAAUUAAGUGUAAUUAAAAAAAAAAAAAAAAAAAAAAAUUAACAUUUUCAAAAUACUUCUGUAAAAUUGCCUAGAAAAUAUGAAUUGGCGUAAAAACUUUAAUAAGAAACCUGAUAGUGAUCUGAAUAUGCAUAGUUUAGUGAAACAAGAUCCUCGCACAAAAGUGAAAACUACUAGUGCUCAAACGGAAACCACUAAUACCACUACACAUAAUGCUACGAUUUUUAAUAAUAAAACAGUUACUUUUCAAACCACCAAACAAACAAUUACAAAUACACAAAACGCACGCAUUACGGAGAUAUCUACGCGCCGAACCCCUACACCAGAGGAACUAGAAGAAAUGAUGCGUACUUUGCAUUUGCAGAAAAAGUCAGAAACACGAACUUUUACUACAUCUGCUUCCGUCCCAAAAACUAAUUCGCGACGUGCUCGACCUAACAAUCUCACAACUAUUCCUAAUUUAUCGGCGAAGAGUUCGACAAAAUUUAAAAGUUCUGCGUCACCGGUGUCGCGACUUAUCUUUAAUUAUGAGUCAUCAACAGACGAUACUCAUUCGAAAAGCCAUAAAACACCAACAUUAGUUAGAACGGAGGAAACAACAGUAACGCAGAAAAAUGGUCGAACAUUUACCCAACAUGUAGAAAAGAAACAUAUCAAAUUUAAGUUCCCCUCACCGAACUCUCCGCUAAAUCGAUCUAAUUAUACGGGAGAGGAUGGUUAUAAAUUCAGCAACGAUGCCAAAGCUGUUUUGCCGCCCACUACUUAUAGUCCGGGCAUGACGACAAAUACGUAUACCUCGCCGUAUACUCAAAGAAAUAUUGCUUCCUUUACAAAACCCAUUUCAACUAUUCCUAAAACAAUGACAACAUCGACAGCAACAAGAACGACACCAAGCACUAAAAGUAGUAAUAGUAGUAAUAGUUUUAAUUUCAGUAAAAUGCCGUCCGCCUUAACAGAACCUGUGGGAUCUUUAAAACUUGGCACCGUAAACACAUCUACUCCUAAUGUUAUGGCUAGCGGUAAAACAUUAACUACACCGCCGUUAAAGCCGGGCUAUGCGUACAUUUUUAAUAAUUUUGUUUUCGACAAUCCUAAUAAUGAGGAACGCGUGGGAAGUGCCGAGGAUGUGAAAGCGCUGCAAGACACAUUUGAAUAUUUCAAAUUAAAAGUCACUGUUAUCGAUAACGCUAAAGUUAACAAGAUACGUAAGACUGUGGAAAAAGUUCAAAAUAAAGAUUUUAGUGGUUAUGCUUGCUUAAUUAUUGUGAUACUUAGUCAUGGUUCACGUCAUGAAGAGAUUGCCGCCAAAGAUGGUCACUACUCGAUAGAUGAUGAUAUGUUAUUUCCUAUAUUAAAAAAUCGUUCUCUCAACGAUAAACCGAAAUUAUUUUUCAUACAAGCUUGCAAAGGUUCUAUGGAAACUUUGGGUCAAUAUAAGGACGCUGUACCUUUUCAAGCCGUUGGUAAUGCUAGUGAAAUUCUAAAAUGUUACAGCACUUUUGAAGGAUUUGUGUCUUAUCGCUCUGACAAAGGUUCAAUAUUUAUACAAACUUUAUGUCAAAAUCUUAAAUUAUUUGGUUGCACUAAAAACAUUAAAGACAUUAUGGAACUGGUGACGCAAAUUGUUAAACAACAGUCACAAAGUAAGCAAAUACCGGCCUAUACAAGCACCCUCACGAAACCUUUUGUGUUUGGCGAUUACGUGAAAUGGGUUCAGUAGAGCAAAAAUUAACCUCUUCACCAAAACUUAUUUGGAUUAAUUCGCAUUUAUAUUUGGCAUUUGGUUGAUGGGACAGACAAAAAUUUUACAUUAAAUAAUACUGAAGUACUAUUAAGGAAAUCUUUUUUUUUUUUUUCUAUUUAUCGCUUAUAAGUUUUUAUUAAAAUCGAAAAGGCAUUCGCUGCCUAAUUUCUUUAUAGAUAAUUAAAAAUAUAAUUAUAAAAAUAAAUGGUUAGCAAAGUAAUGUUUAAUCGUUUGUGACCAACAACAGACAAUGACUACAAGGGGACUAUUUUGAAUGGAGAAAGAAAGCCAUUUGUCAUAUAUGUAGCACUUCACAUCACUCUUGUGUUCCCUUCCACCAAGACAUGUGUCAGUAAAUCUGUCAUUAAGACAGGAGCUGUCCUUAUGAUCUCCUUUGUCAUAGUGCGUGGAAAGUUGCAAAGCAAAAACUUCCUCCAAAGAAUAUUGCAGUGUACUUAUAUAAGUUUUCUUUAUAAACAUAUGUUUUUAAAAUAAAUUUUUUUUUUGAAAAUCGAAUUAUU
Molecule: messenger RNA, 3422 nt
Organism: Glossina fuscipes
Lineage: Eukaryota; Metazoa; Arthropoda; Insecta; Diptera; Glossinidae
Product: mucin-3A-like
Exons: 4
Coding region: 1237-2877 (546 amino acids)
Biological process (GO): proteolysis
Molecular function (GO): cysteine-type endopeptidase activity
Source: RefSeq, a predicted model, not a curated record